UCUUUUCUUUUUAAAUGUUUGGUAGGAGGACUUAGGAGAGAGAGAGGGAGAGAAACAGAAAAAUUUCCAUUGUAAUGUGAAACCCAUAUAGUGUUUUGAUGUUUUAUUAGAGAUUUUUCAAUUAGGAAAUUCCCCAUGUAAAUUACCAGUAAAACGCUCCUCUACUUCUUAAAAUAUAUAUUGACUUCUCUGCCCUCUCUUAUUACACAACCUUUUCACCUUUUUGCCGCCCUUUAUAUACCUUAAUAAGAAUUAAUAAUAAAUAAUAAUAAAAUAAGAAAAAUCAUUUCUUGCCAUAUCGAUAACUAAGAUCAAGAACCCAUCUGCGUUCUGUAAUCGCUCGGGCUUUGCCGCAAACAGGGAUCCGAACAACACGUUCCCUCUCAGCCAUUUUUCCUCUUGAUAAAUGGCUUCGGAUCCGAAGGUUCGUCUAUUCGAAGAAGUGGCAAAGCACAACAAAACCAAAGAUUGCUGGCUUGUUAUCUCUGGGAAGGUUUAUGAUGUAACUCCUUUCAUGGAGGAUCACCCCGGAGGUGAUGAAGUAUUAUUGUCAGCAACUGGAAAAGAUGCCACAAACGAUUUCGAAGAUGUUGGGCACAGUGAUUCAGCAAGAGAAAUGAUGGACAAAUAUUACAUCGGAGAAAUUGAUCCUUCAACGGUACCUUUGAAGAAGAUUUACAUUCCAUCACAACAAACACAGCACAACCCAGACAAGACACCUGAGUUUGUGAUCAAGAUCUUGCAGUUUUUGGUUCCCAUGUUGAUUUUGGGUUUGGCAUUUGCUGUUCGACACUACACCAAGAAUGAAUAAAUAUCGAUUAUGUUCGGUAGAAAAAACGUUCUCUUUAAUUUUUCUGUUUUAGCUUCUUGUCUUGUGAUUUCAUGUGGGGGUUGGUCGUAGACUAGAGUUCUCUGGAUUGGCUUUUGUAUUCUACUUUUAAUAAUAAGUAAAGCUAAGUGCUGUCCUUUUUUCUUUUCCAA
Messenger RNA from Cucumis melo (muskmelon), 981 nucleotides. Its product is annotated as cytochrome b5. The record is from RefSeq and is a predicted model, not a curated record. Gene Ontology annotation, cellular component: membrane; intracellular membrane-bounded organelle. NCBI's taxonomy places the organism in Eukaryota, Viridiplantae, Streptophyta, Magnoliopsida, Cucurbitales, Cucurbitaceae. The coding region runs from base 407 to 811 and encodes 134 amino acids. The transcript has 4 exons. Gene Ontology annotation, molecular function: heme binding.